UGACCCGCCAGCGCUUUACUUGCUCCAAGCUGAAGGUCCUGACCAUGAGGCUUGUGCCUGCUGCGGGAGGAACGUUCCUCGUUGUGCCCCAUGUAGUGGGGUUUGCUGUCCGGCCGUUUGAAGCGGCCACGAUGGCGGCGGUUCCAUGGCAACCGUUCGCCAUGGUCCGUCGCCAUCCCGCACAAGUAGCAACAGCAUCAGCCUCACCUCGGAUGUGCUGUGAUGGACGAGGGUGGCCAGAGUGCUCAAGAACCAGUCGGAGACGGCCUUGGUGGGCUACCAAAGCCGCGGCCAACCCUAGUAGAAGUGAUACAGCAGUGUCGAUGACGUCGACGCCGUCAGCAACAACGGCAGGGAGGGAGGUGUCUCUUGAAGAUCAUGAGCCGAGCAGGCCAGCAGGCCUCCUCCGCCUGGCGAUCGUGGGCGAGAAUGCGGACGAGCUGGGGCUGAGAAUAGCGGAGCGGCACGGGCUCGUGGCGACGUCAAUGGACGGGCUCAUGAAAGGCCGGAAGGGAAGAAAAACGGACAAUGUCAAGGCCAAGGCUGCGGCGGAGUGGCUAGGGGAGCGUCCUGCGAGUACGGGCGGAGUCCUGACGGGCUUUCCGACCACAGCGACACAGGCGGAGCUGUUGGAGAAGCAGGGGGUGGGUGUCGAGCAGUUGGUUCUCCUCGAGCGAGCGGGCGCGGCGCCGGAGGAGGCAGCGAACGAAAGCGAGGGAGGGGAGUUGUACCUUUUGACGUCGCGAUUGGAGGGGAAAGUGGUGAAGUUGACGAGCCAGCAGGACUUAGACAGCCUCUGCGACUCUGCCGCUAGCCUCCUCGCCGUCAGCGGAGGACAGCAGCGCAGCAGCGCUGCCUUACGCGACAUCGAUGAUGUGCCCCCCACGCCGGCAAAAGCGGUGGAAACGUCCACGUUGCCGCCGUCGACGUUGAGGGACGCCGACAUGAUGAUGAGCCCAUCCGAGCUCGCGGUGGCGCGUGCGGGGGCCGCAGACCCGGAAACGGAAGACCUCGAAGCCGCCGACCGCCGUCGGGCGCGGUCAAGGGCCGGUGCGAAGGCCAAGAGGGCGGAGAAGGCGACCAUCCGGCAGAAGAAGAGGAUGGCCAACGAAGCGCAGCAACUGGAUACCCCGUUCUACGUGGCGGUGGCCCAGGGUGGGCCCAAGGCCCGCUUCCGCCCCCCGGUGCCUAUGGUGCCGUCGCGCAUCACCGAGCGCCUGUCUUCCGCCGCUUCUCCGGGUGUGGGUGGGGAAGACGCCGCCGCCGACGGCGGCGGCGCAGCGGUCAACACCAGGCUAGACUUCGGACCGCUCGUUCUCGACAGCCCGGCGUCCGACUGCCUGCUGGCGGCGGGCAUAACGGAGCCCACGGGCAUCCAGCAAGCCGGGAUGGGUCCCAUCCUGAACGGGGAGAGCGUGAUCCUUCACGCCAUGACCGGCAGCGGGAAGACGCUGACGUUCCUCCUGCCUCUCAUGCAGCGCUGGACGCCAGGGCUGCUCUCCACGUCGGCAGCAGCGGCUGCAAGUGCGGGCGAAAACGGCGAGCGAGCCUCGAACAAGGCAGGGGGCGAGAUGAGCGGCGCGCCUUGGCAGCUGUUGCUGGCGCUCCCAACGCGCGAGUUGGCGGUGCAGGUAGCGAGGGAGGUUGUGCUCCUUUCCGGCGGGCUGACGGCCUCCGUGGAGCUCCUGGUAGACGCCAACACUUUCCACGACCUGUCGAAGGUCACCGCUCCCAUCGUGUUGGGGUCCGCCAAGGUUCUCGAGAGGCGUAUCCGGAAGUCCCGACCGACUGUCCGAGAGGACGUGCUGCCGCGCAUCAAGUGCAUCGUGGUGGACGAGGUGGACAGGCUGGUGGACGUGCUGUCCAAGCACGCCCCUGCGAAGGAGGCAGAGAAGAGGAAGAGGCACGCGCGCCCCAUCGCCGCCCUGCUCGAGAGGGUCCUUGCGGCGAACGGGGAGGCGCAGGUUGUAGCCUGCUCGGCGACGAUCGGCCGCCCUCUUCGGCGCGAGCUGGGGCACAUCGUCCGCCGCGCUUCCUCGAUGGGUCCUACACCUCUCACCGCCGUCGCCGACUACGACGGCGGCCGCGGCGGCAGCGCCGGAAGCCGCGAGCUCAGGGUCAUCCGCGACGCCUUCUCCGAGUCGUCGGGCCGGAACCUGGCCACCGAGCGGGCGGUGGUCAUCCCGGACACCAUCCGGCACUACUGCGUGCCCCUCGGCAACGGAGACUUCUUCUCGCGCCUGGAGGGGCUGACGGCGGCGAUGCGCGAGCUCCAGCCCCGGCGGCCGCUGAUCUUCGUCCCGCCGCAGGAGCGGGUCACCGCCGUGGUGGCGCACCUGCGCCGCGCCGGCGGGGCCGUCGGCGCUCGAGCCGUCGCCCUGCACGAGGCGAUGGGCUUUGUCUCGGACGAGGACUUCGGCGGGGUGAGGGGCCGCCACUUCUCCGAAGCCAUCGAGCAGCACGACAGGUUGGUGGUUGGGCAGUCUAAGGCAGGCGGGGGCGCGGGAGGGGGGAGAGAACCGCGGGGCGGUGAAAGCGGGGGGCGGUUCGAGGGCGGUGCCGCCGACGAGUCCGGCGGGGUCACAGAGGCCGGCGGCAGCGGUAGCUCGAGCGGCCAUCUUCUCGCCGAGGGAGUUGGACCUGGAGGUAGGCGGUUACGGAACGGGGACGGGGACGCAGAGGUCGGGGACGUACUCGUCACCGGGGAGGGCUCGGCGAGAGGGCUGCACUUCGACGACGUUGACUUCGUGUUCCUGAUGCAGAAGCCAAAGAGCCCGGACGAGUACGUCCACCUCGCCGGACGGACCGGCCGGCAGGGGAAAACAGGCACCGUUGUGUCCCUCGUGGAGUUCGAAGAGUUCCGGAAGCUGCAGGGGUGGUCCUACUCGCUCAAGGUCAACUUCGAGCCGCUAGACAUCUUGAACGUGUUGAAACGAUGACGACAUUUUUGUAUUUGCUGGUUAAGUGUUUUUAUCUAGAGAUUUGGUGGGUUUGAUUUAUGUGUUGCGUGUCGUUGCUGUAUGCAUAGGGAUGCCGAAUUUUUAUACUAUUGCCUUUUUCAACACAGAACGCUGCGCUCUG
Messenger RNA from Ectocarpus sp. CCAP 1310/34, 3081 nucleotides. The record is from the annotation of a GenBank genome assembly. Lineage: Eukaryota; Phaeophyceae; Ectocarpales; Ectocarpaceae.